Anopheles bellator is the source of this 3512-nucleotide messenger RNA. It is a transcript of the gene Vps26, whose product is annotated as vacuolar protein sorting-associated protein 26B-like. The record is from RefSeq and is a predicted model, not a curated record. NCBI's taxonomy places the organism in Eukaryota, Metazoa, Arthropoda, Insecta, Diptera, Culicidae. Gene Ontology annotation, cellular component: retromer complex; endosome. The transcript is spliced from 8 exons. The coding region runs from base 491 to 2254 and encodes 587 amino acids. Gene Ontology annotation, biological process: intracellular protein transport; retrograde transport, endosome to Golgi.
AAAUUAGUCACGAAACGGGGAAUUAUUCGCCUAUCGGUGCAAAAUUGGAUCCCAAAAAGUGGUCCCUUUCACCCGGUCGGCACUGAAGUUGUUCUGGCGCGGUCGCAUCCUUCCACUCGCGGUCCCAGAAGCAUCAGAUCGAAAAAACUGCUUGGUGCGGAGUGUGUGAAGAGAACAGUGUCCGGUCCCCCUUUAGUGCUACAUGCUCUCCAUGGACCGGAAAAUUGUGCAAAAGUGAAGUGCUGUAUAUUUGCAAAGGAAUCCAAUUCCCUCGUACAUCAUAGCGACCGGAGCGGAGACGUUCGCCACAUGAACGGCUUCUUGCCAGGGGUGGAUAUCUGAUAUUUUGUGUCACCGUUGCCGUGCCACCACCACCUGCGGGCUCCACGGAGUUUGCAACCGUCCAACGGAACAGUCCACUGUAACAGCCACCGGGCAGACCAGCUCUAGCCGUUUACCGAAAGCGCACCGUUAGCAGCUUCCGUCAACCAUGAACUUCCUGCGCUUCGGCCAGUCCGCCGAUAUCGACAUCAUCUUCGAUGGGUCCGAGCAGCGGCAGCAGGCCGAGAUCAAAACAGAGGACGGCAAGAAGGACAAGUAUCUGCUGUACUACGACGGCGAAACGGUCGGUGGCAAGGUGAACAUUACGCUCAAGAAGCCGGGCAGCAAGCUGGAGCACCAGGGCAUCAAAAUCGAGCUUAUCGGUCAGAUUGAGCUUUACUACGAUCGCGGUAACCAUCACGACUUUCUCAGCCUCGUACGCGAGCUGGCCCGCCCGGGAGAUCUCAUCCAGAACACGUCCUAUCCGUUUGAGUUCGCCAACGUUGAGAAACCUUUCGAAGUUUACGUGGGAUCGAACGUACGAUUACGGUAUUUUUUGCGUGUCACCAUCGUGCGGCGCUUGAGUGAUAUCGUGCGCGAGGUUGACAUUGCGGUGCACACACUCUCGAGCUACCCGGACACAAACAUCCCGAUUAAGAUGGAGGUCGGUAUCGAGGACUGCUUGCAUAUCGAGUUCGAGUACAACAAGAGCAAGUACCAUCUGAAGGAUGUAAUCGUUGGUAAAAUCUACUUUCUGUUGGUUCGCAUCAAAAUCAAACACAUGGAAAUUGCGAUCAUUAAGCGAGAGCAAACCGGUUCGGGGCCCAACAUGUACACGGAGAACGAGAUUAUCGCAAAGUACGAAAUCAUGGACGGGUCGCCGGUCAAAGGGGAGAGCAUACCGAUACGCGUGUUUCUCGCCGGGUACGAUCUGACCGUCACGAUGCGCGAGAUUAACAAGAAGUUUUCGGUGCGCUACUUCCUCAACCUAGUACUAAUUGACACCGAGGAUCGGCGGUACUUCAAGCAGCAAGAAAUCAUACUGUGGCGCAAGGCUGAAAAGACGCGUAAAUCGCUAACCCCGUCCCAGGCAGCAGCGAUCGCCGCCGCACAGGGUGGCCAGUUGCUGCCGGGAGGCCAACUAGCGGUGACGACAUCGAGCACCAAUCCGCACAUACCUCACCACCUUGUGGGGCAGGGCGUGAGCUCGCUUGGGGCGUCGCUCGCAGCCGCCGGUUCGGCAUCCUCCGGUCUCGGUGGAGAUGGCGAUGAGGACGCGAAACGUGCGGACGAUUCCAAUCCAAUCAUGGGACUCUUUACGGAGGAUAACUCACAAGCAGAUCUUCGACCGAAACCGACCGCCCGGCUGCGCAGUGAUGAAAUGCUCGACGCAGACAGCGAGCAGGACAGUUCGCGAGCGACCAACAACACUAGCAGCCUGAAACCCGGCGAGCUACCACUUCACGUCGAACCAGACGAAGAAGAUACCUUGCCCCCGGCACGGGUGCCAACGUCGCAGCAGCAACAGCAGCAGCAUCGGGAAGCGGGCGAUGGAGCGGCAUCGAUUUCGCAAACGACCGACGAAGAAACGUCCUCACUGUUCGAUGCGAACGAUUUGAGUUUCACUGCGGCCAGCAAUCCACCUCCGGUGCCGGUUCUGGUGACUGAUCCGAACACGUCCUCCCCGACGGUCAGCAGCACGAUGAAACCGGUAGACGACGCCACCGCCGAAGAACAUGACACACCGGCGGAGAGCAGGGAAGAUGGUGACUCACCAGCCGCAGUGCCAUCCGCGCUGAGCCGGGCGGAAGUGACGAGCACUAGUAAUGCUGAGGACGUAUCCUCUUCCUCGCCACUACACACACGAUCCUCACAUGCACCCUCCUCGGGCGGGAAAAAUGCGCCCUCACCCGCACAACCGCUGGCUGAGUAGAGUUGAGUGCUAGGUGAAGCCCCUAGCUCCGGAAACGCUUCAAAACCCGAUCAUCCGAUGUCCGUGUAAACGACGGAACACGAGCCGAAGGCAGAGCAAAGCGUGUGUGGGCAGUAGUGUAAAAAUAUUCAAAAUUUUGCAUCCCUUUUCCUUAGCAUUUUCUUUUUUGAUUGUUGUAGGAAGAAACAACAAUAGUUAAGACGACAGUUGCAACGCAAACGCACUUGUAUGAUGACUACGUUUAAGCAAGAGGCGAGACACUGAAGAAAGCGACGACGAGCGAAGAGCGUUGUGGAAUGGAACAAAGUCUAAUGGCACACGUAUUUGUCACUAAUCCCUCGCCCCAUCAAAGCUUUCGAUCAAUCUAUUUCAGAUCAAAAGCUACACGACGACACACGCUCUUGCUGUUAGUUAUGAGUGGUGCAGAACGAUAUUAAAACACACGGCAAUACAUAAAGGCAAAAGCAUUAGCGCAACCCCGAUUGAUAGAGUUAACGCAUCCAUCAGGAGGAACGAGCGCCGCGAACAGGCGCAAAGCCCUCUAGUUGUUAGUAGAAACAAAAAUGAAUCAUCUUCGUCACAUUCACAUCAAACCCUCUCAGAAAACCGACUCUUGAGAUCAUUUUUCUACUUUUGUUACGAAUUUCUACGCCCCGGUUAAAACAAAUAUCCAAACAUACGUGAACGCUCUCGGUCGAAUUUGUGAGUCAUUUCGUUCGGCUAAGAUUAAAGUGUGUUAAAAAGGCAGACAAAUUGAAAAGCUGCAAAGAAGAAUGUUGGUGGAGCGCUGGACCCGCGGCGUAACACGGGUACGUUUAUUAAUGCAACUGUAAUCUGUAGGUUAAUUACUUUCCUUUAACGAUCUUUGUUCGAUCUUCCUGGUCACGAGCCCCGGAUCCCAUAUCGGUAACUUACGCGCCUCUAUUCCCUUCAGCCGCCGAACUGGCGAAUAUGUUGAAGAAACAGUUCUCGAAAACAUUUAACACAGAAACAGCAGAUUAGCAAUAAGCGUGUUGCGCAAGGAGGGCAACGAUUAACAGCAAAAACGAGUGAAUAGUACAGUACAUGUAACCAUUUUUAUUUCCGUUGCGUAUGGGAGUUUAAGUAAUGCUCGGCGAAAUGCGGAAGCAUGGAAUAAUCGCGUGGACAGUGCGGAAGAAUUAUGGCGCGCAAUGUAAGGAGGAGAAGAGUAACAACAACAACAAAUUAUGAGAGGUAUAUAUAUAUUGAGAAUAAAUAUGCUAUGUAUAUGAGAAAG